Molecule: messenger RNA, 1609 nt
Organism: Hevea brasiliensis (rubber tree)
Lineage: Eukaryota; Viridiplantae; Streptophyta; Magnoliopsida; Malpighiales; Euphorbiaceae
Exons: 12
Coding region: 188-1498 (436 amino acids)
Molecular function (GO): protein binding
Source: RefSeq, a predicted model, not a curated record
GACACGAGGCGACACGAGACGCAUCACGUGGAGUUCCCUCCAACCCAACCGAAACCUUUUCAUUUCCUUGGCGCUCUCUCCCAUAUUUUUUCUUUAAGUGUCUCCAGACUUCAAACCUUCCCGUUCCCUUCUUCUCUACUCGCUCUUUGCAAAACCGCUUUCAACUUCUCUGGACUCUGGUUCUCUAAUGGCGUCCUCUUCAGGCGAUGAGAAACUUUGUCGUUUUCUUGAAGCGGCUUUGUGUGGAGAUCUUGAACUACUCAAGAGUUUCGCAAAUUAUCUUGAUAUGGGUGAUGGUUUGUUAGCGAGAAGAGUAGAGAGCAUCAAGGAUCGUAAUGGUCGAACCGCUUUGCAUUGCGCUGCUGAAAGAGGAAAUACUAAUGUGUGCAAUUAUCUUCUUGGCGAAGUGAAAAUCAACGUUAAUUUGAGAGAUCGAAAAGGGAAAACUCCUUUACAUUGUGCGAUUCUACAUGGUCGAUAUCACACUGCUGUCAGUCUUCUUGAGAACGGUGCAAAUCCCAAUGCAGCAACUGGACAAAAAUUUACUCCUUUACAUUAUGCUGCACAGAGAGGAUGUAGGAGAGUUUUACAACUUUUGAUUUCGAACGGUGCUGAAAUUGAUGCACAAGCAGAUUCUGGCACACCAUUACAGGAGGCAGCAAGCAGAGGCAUGACAGAGGCUGUUAAGAUUUUGUUGGAUAAUAAUGCUAAUCCAAAUAUGACAUUCCGUCAUUUGUUUUCUCCAUUGGUGAAGUCCAUCGAGGCUGGUUCCUUCGAAUGUGUGAAGCAACUUCUUAAGGCUGGAGCUGAUCCAAACAUGAGAACAGUAGGACCUACAUCUUUAGAAUAUGCAGCUUCUCUAGGAGAUGCAGAAAGUAUUAAAUACUUGUUGGAUGAGGGAGCAUUAACAAAUGUGACUAGUAAUUUGGGUCUAACACCAGUAGAAGUUGCUGCAAGAAACAGUCACCAUGAGGCUGUCAAGAUUCUUUUGCCAUUUACCUCUCCCAUUCCAUCAGUUGCAAAUUGGAGCUGCGCCGGUAUAAUGAAGCAUUUCCACUCCAUAGAAGUUGAAGCACAGUUGGAGCAGAGGAAAAAUAAACAAUUUUUACUGUUAAAAUCUAAGGGAAAUGAUGCAUUUAAGAGAGAGGACUAUAAUGAUGCGAUCUAUUGGUAUACCGAGGCCGAAUGGUUAAAACCCAUGGAUGCAGAAGUCAAGUCAAACCGGAGCUUGUGUUGGGCUCGCCUGAAUGAAGGAUAUCUUGCUCUAGCUGAUGGGCAGAGAUGCGUCUUGCUAAAACCUAAAUGGCCGAAGUCCCACUAUAGGGAAGGCAUGGGGUGGAAGUUACUGGAAGAUUUUGAGAAGGCAGCGUAUUCAUUUAAUAUUGGAUGGAGGUUGGACACGAAAAAUAAGGGCCUUUUAGAAGCAUAUCGGGACGCUAGCGCAAAGCAAAUUCAACAAGCUGCUGAUGCUGUUUUGGAGCUUUGCUUUGAAUGUUGAAAUUCAUGGGAAGCAUCCGCGUUCAAAUAGUCAAUUGGUAGCUGGGUGAUGCUCAAGUAUAGCUGUUGAUUUGUAGAUUGUUGUCAAAUAAAUUAUGAUUUCAACAAUAAA